Artibeus jamaicensis (Jamaican fruit-eating bat) is the source of this 2915-nucleotide messenger RNA. It is a transcript of the gene CIMIP3, whose product is annotated as GUCA1A neighbor. The transcript is spliced from 3 exons. The coding region runs from base 242 to 745 and encodes 167 amino acids. NCBI's taxonomy places the organism in Eukaryota, Metazoa, Chordata, Mammalia, Chiroptera, Phyllostomidae. The record is from RefSeq and is a predicted model, not a curated record.
GCUCACAUACUGGUUGCAAUCAGAGGGCGUCUCUCUUCUCUGCUCCUCCUGCCCUUGAUCUUUGACAGCGAAGGCUUGGGAAGGGUGAAGCAGCACACGGUUAGCCGUUCACCCACUGGUUUGGGGUCCUUGGGCCCGGGAGAGGUGUCGUCCUCUUUGCCCUACUCCUGCCCCGGUGCCUAGUGUCCCUAUGGUGACAACCUAGGUGCUGAACUGAAUCCAAAAGCAGGGGCUGCGCACGAUGGCCAUAAAGGCCGCGCGGGCGCCGGAGGAGGACCGGCGCUGCCCCGCACUGACCCCCGCACUGACCCCCGCACCGUCUCCCAGCGGCACUCUACCGGGCCAUGCCCCCUGCGGUCCUCCCCGCCCGCGCGACGGGCGACAGGUGGUGCGGGCCCCGCCGCUCGCCUGGAAAUGCGAGCUACCUGGGCAGGAUGCACAGAAACCCUCAGCACCCAGCUAUGGGCCAAAGACACCAUCAGGCCAAAAGAUGAAGGCUCCCCUGUCUCGGUCAUGGAAGCAGGACCGUGAGCAGACUCUGGCGGCAACUUAUGUGCCGGUGGUGGUGGGCCAGAAUUCGGACAAGCUCAGGUUCAAAUUCUACAGCUCCCAGUACUCCAACUCCCUGAGCCCCUUCUAUACCUUGCAGAAGCCCUUCUGUGGCUACCCGUACCACCGGGACACCGACCACAGCCGCAAGCGCUUCGACGUGCCUCCUGCUAACGUGGCUUUGUGGCGUUCCUAGUCCUGUGCCCACCAGAAGCCCCCGCCUGCUCCCCUGACCCCCAGGGUCCCUGGGCCUCAGGCAGUGGACCUCGCCUGGGCUAGGGCAGCUGGGACAUGCCCACUCUCAACGCUGGCUAAGGGAGUUCUCUCUCCUCAACAGCAAUUAAAGUUUGUUCUUCCUUUCCCUGGCAUCUGAACAGGUGACUGUGAAUGGGUAAACUGAAGCCAUAGGGGUGUUUUACAGCAAGAUCACGUUCAGAAGGGUCUGAAAACUUGGAAGGACUUGACUCUGAGUCCCCUCACCCCAAGAGAAACCCCUACUCCCCUUCAGAGCCUCUGCUGGUCAUACCGUCCCCAUGGUCCAGGCUGGGCAGACCCGCCAGAGACCAGAAAGGGAUACAUCAGCUGACCACACCCCCGGCUCUGUAUGAGGCCCUCUCGACCAACGCUGGAGCGGCCCCUGGAGCCUGGGGAAGUGAUGUAGGGCGUGAGCCCCACUGCAAGGGGCUUCCUCUCCAGGCCGGGUUUUAUAUAAAACAGCCGCAUGUGACUUGCUGUUUACUGAAGGGGGAUGGGAUGGAUUUCCCAUCUCAAGUGUUUCCUCUGGUCCGGAAGAACUGCCUCCGAGGUUACUUAGGCUCAUGGGCCGUGGUUCUUCGAAAAAGGGGGUGAAGGCAGAGAGUACUUGACCCAUAGUAUCGGCCUGAGUGAGUCCCUGGUCACUGCCAAUCAAGGAACCGUGGGAUCUGGACCAGCUCUGACCGGCCCCUGAGCACCAACGGUGGGCCGCUCCUCCCAUUCCACAGUCUGCGGCUUCACGUUGGUAGCUUGAAAUUGGCUGUGGGAGUGAUUACACCAUGGAAGUCAGCAAACACCUACAAACCGUUUCCUUCUCCAGAGAGUCAGUGAAGUACCCACCAGCACUGAGAGGGUCUAACUGCUUUCAUUUCUUGGGGUCGAGGCCCAUCCCAGGUCUGCCGUGGAGUGUGCUUCCACGGCACGUGAGGUUGGGGCUGACGCAGACAGCAGGGCAGGGGGUCUGGGGGCUCCGCAGGGAGUUUCUGCAGUGGCCAGGCCUCCCUGGAGCCUUGUCCGAGAAGACGCUGGUGAGGAAGACCGUGGCCCACCUGAGGGUUGCCUGACCAGCCUGGAAUCCGGGGGGUGGGUUGUUAUGGGCUCUCUCUCAAGUUAGAGGUUUUCCUCAGAUGUCUGGGGAUUCGGGCUGGAACAGGCCAGCUGGCAUCUGUACCUGGGCGCUCCUGUCUGGAGGUGGGUAUUUGAGGAGCUAGCACAGGAAGGAGCUGGAGUGAAGGGUGUCUCACUCAUCCCUUAACACCCCAAAUUUCAGAGCAACCCUCCUGCCUUCCUGAGUUGUGCCCAGAGGCCAGGGUUUCCCGGGUUCUAAUCUCCAGAAUAACCUCUGGCUGGGGUCAGAGGGCACAGACACCCCAAGGUGCCUGUCCUGCUGCCUGGCAGAGGGCAUCUGGGGAGGCGAUUGCUUCCACCACAGACUUUCCACCAGUCCUUUCAGGGCGCCCUCUGCCCCUGAAACCGGACGGCAACCACGUUUGGGGCCCGUGCUGCCUGUCGUCACGUCACCCUCAGCCAAAAAGCAGAGACGAACUGGGUUAUGAUUGCUCCCUCAUUAACAGUAGAGGCCAGCAGUCUGAGAAGGUGGAGGGUAAAAACCCUCACAUCCACCUUCCCUCGAGCUUUGGGAAGCAAGUUUACAUAGGGGAAACGUGGGGAUUCGGGAGCAGGGAUUCCUGGGGGGGCACAGGCCUGCUGUUCCUCUUGGCAGUAAGGGGAGGAGGGGCUGGAAGUGGAGGGGAGUCGAGCAGCCUCUUCCCCAGCUGGCACCCUUUGCCCCGGCGACGUCUGUCCGUUUGCAUUAGCGUUCCUCUCUUCCCUUGGACACCUGCGGUUUAUGGCCGGGGAAGCUAAAUAUUUUUGGGUUAGGGAAGAGAGGUAUGAACUAUUGUCUCUCAAGUGUCCUUGGUUUGGGGAGAUAAGGCCUUGCAAUUCACCAGCUGGCUGUAUGUUGCUCAAACUGUUUGGCCUUGUUUAAUUGUCUUGCCUCAGUUUCCCCAUUUCACUCGCUCAGGAAUUUUCCUAGCUUCUUACGCUCCUGCCUCAACCCCCACCUCCUGAGCCUCCUGAGCCGGGAGCAGGCUUUGUGACUGUGCCAA